GCAUAAUAAAGCCAGCCUCCUUCAUUCACCAGUGAUUUUACCAAGUGAGUUACAGAGAUUAUGGUGUCACAGUCAAAGGCUGUUGAACUGUGUAGUUUUUGACAUCUCUCAGUCAUAUUUAAAUCAUGAAGGUUACAGACAGUAAUGUGAUUCGGUUUCACCUUCAAGUUAUUUAUGGAAUAACUGUGAAGAGCUUUGAGAAGAAGAAGGAGAGACUUUUCAUCUGUGGUACAAAGAUCUUUGGUGUUCCUCUGGAAAACUUACCCCGGCGAUACAUCCCUGAGUUUGGACUGGUGCCCUGCUUUUUGGUGGAUGCUUGUUCAUUUCUUCUGGAGCGUGCUGGGACCGUAGGCCUGUUCAGAAAACCAGGCUCUCUUCCUCGCAUUAAGACCCUCAGGGCCAAGUUGAAUCAUGGAGAGGGGUGUCUAUCCACAGCCCUCCCUUACGACGUGGCAACUCUCAUCAAACAGUUUUGCAGGGAGCUGCUGGAGCCUUUGUUUCCCUCUGAGCUCCACGCAGCUCUGCUCAAAGCCCAGGCGCUGUCCAACCUGCAGGACAGGACUUCAGCCCUCCAGCUGCUGUCCUGUUUGCUUCCUGCCAGAAACUCCUCCUGUCUGCAUUACCUCUUUGACUUCCUCACCAAAGUCUCCCAGAGAUGCACCGAAAACUUGAUGACAAGCUCCAACCUCGCCACAGUCUUCACUCCGUGUCUCUUACCACCUCCCAACAAGGCAGAGAUGUCCGAAGGGCGUCUUGAACUCAGAGUUCUUGUCCUUCGCACCUUCAUUGAAAAUCCUCACUUAUUUGGUGUGAUCCCUAAAGCUGUAAUGGACAGUAUGGAGUUUCUGAUGAAUUUCCAUCUUCUGAAAGACACAAAGAGAGGACAUAAAAGAAGACACAGCUUCAAAGUAAUGCAGACUGUGAAGACGGUGCCCUGGAUUCACAGGAGGUCAAAGGUCAGGCCUGCAGUCUCUGAGCAGAAGCAAGGGUCCACCUCAGGAGACAAAAAAAUGCUCCGGAGAAGCCUCGGCCUGGAGACUUUCCCUAAUGUCCAGCUGUUUAGGACCUGUAUGCCUUGUGCAGACCAAACUUUCGGACCUGCAACGGCUUUGUUGGACAGUCCCCCCAAAGAAGCAUGCAAGACCCCGCAAGAGAGACUGAAAAGAGAUCUGCAUUUGGGUGAUUUCCCGAGGUUCACCAGAGGACCAGAUGCAGGCAGCUCUCCUGUUCUCACAGGUGUCGGGAAACUGCAUCUCACAACUUGGAGAAGACGCACUAUGACAGAAAUGGGCUCGGCGGUGCGGUUAUCGUUGCUCGGCCUCCUCCUGUGCCUGCAGCUCGGCAGGGCUCCAGCCCGCAGCCCCCGCACGGCGGACCAAGUGUCUGAGGCCGACAUCCAGCGGCUCCUGCACGGCGUCAUGGAGCAGCUGGGCAUCGCUCGGCCCAGGGUGGAGUAUCCCGCACACCAGGCCACCAACAUUGUCGGGCCUCAGAGCAUACAGGGUGGUGCUCACGAGGGGCUGCAGCACCUCGGCCCCUUUGGCAACAUCCCCAACAUUGUGGCCGAGCUGACAGGCGACAAUGUUCCCAAAGACUUCAGCGAUGACCACGGAUACCCAGACCCCCCAAACCCCUGUCCCCUGGGAAAGACAGCAGCGGACGGCUGUUUGGAAAACGCUCCGGACACAGCCGAGUUCAGCAGAGAGUUUCAAAAACACCAGCACCUAUUUGACCCAGAGCACGACUACCCAGCCCUGGCGAAGUGGAACAAGGAGCUUUUGUACCAAAAACUGAAGGGAGGCCCGAAAAGAAGAAAAAGGAGUGUCAACCCAUAUUUAAUGGGCCAGAGGCUGGACAACGUGGUCGCCAAAAAGUCUGUUCCUCACUUCUCUGAGGAAGAGGAGGAAGAUGCACCGACCAGCUCUGCUGCCAGCAAAGCCACAACCUAAACUCCGGCACCUGCAACACUCCCUGUAAUAUUAACGUAUAUUCUCAGUUUUUAAUGCUACAUAUUUAAGCAUUUUGGUUGACAAGCAAUGGAAUUGUGACUCCAGAGUAAGUACUGUGAAAUAAGAAAUAGUAAGUAGAAAAAAGAUAAACAAUUUGAAAAUUGGCCCCAGAUCUUAUUCACUAAUUAGGCACAACAUCUGUCUUACAACUGGGGCUCUUUAUUUUUAACAUAUGGGCUUAAUUGGUAGGCCGUUACAGUGCACCUGCCUUUAAUAAACCAUUACAAUCUGAGAGCUUGGUCCAUGGAAACAAAAUCUGAGGGCCUUGUUGACACUCUGUGACCCUCAUCUGUCACUACGGGGGGCAAAUUUCAGCUCAAGACAGAGAAAAUGAAAAAUCUCAACACAAAAUCGAAAUUACUUGUUGUUUCUGAAGCUCAAAGCUUCGCAAACAGCAAGUAGGUUGGACUUUGUGUUGAGAUUUAUUUUGACAGCUGCUGUUUUGAAGGUCAAGAAAGAACCCUAAAGCUCAAAAACCAAAAUAUUACUCUGAAGUUUGAAAGAUUGUCUUGGAGCGAAAAAACAAAACAUGUCAAAAUAUCUCUGAGCACUGAGGAUUACACUUCCAAGUGUGAUAAAUAAAUUGGAAAGAUCUCUGAUCGAAAACUUAAUGAGCCAAAUAUCCGUUAUAGUGUAUUUUAUUAGAAUAUUCAAGAUGUAUCUUUAUAACGGGAAAAAGAUUCUCAGUUUACUUAUACCAACCAAUUUUAAAGCAUAUAGAAUAGUCACAUUGCCUGAGAUUUACAAAUUAAACCCAAAAUGCUAAAAUACAAUGUGUUAAAAAACUUGACUGGCAGUGUACAGUAUAUCUACAACUGUAUUAUAAUAAGAAGUUGUAUAAAGAUAUAUUGAUUUGGAGGAAUGUUGAAUGAGAAAGUUAUUAUUACUCAUGAAUGUACAGAGAUCAAUUUACUCACAUUUUGAAGUUUCUGAAGUUUAAUUUUUGUAUGUCUUGAUAUAACCAGUUAAUCACCUCUGUGUCUUGAAGCAAAGAUUCAAUACAGAUCAUAUUCUUAGUAGUGAAUUAUAAAUUGUAGUAGCUUUGCUUUGUCAUGUAAGGGAUGACUGUGAACUGUGUCACUGUAGCAUGGCAAAUAUUUUAAAUCUUAUUGUGAUUAGUAUCUGUUCUCUUCACUAUAAUGCAGUAAUAUGAGUCUCUACAGGCAGCAAUGAAUCUGUCUUGGGUCACUUCAUGUUGACAAAAAUGUUUGUGUUAUGUUUUUGUUCUGUAAAGUCAAAUAAACGAUUUAUCUGCAUUGA
This is a messenger RNA of Siniperca chuatsi (mandarin fish), 3269 nucleotides long. RefSeq lists its product as uncharacterized. Lineage: Eukaryota; Metazoa; Chordata; Actinopteri; Centrarchiformes; Sinipercidae. The transcript has 13 exons. The record is from RefSeq and is a predicted model, not a curated record. The coding region runs from base 126 to 1949 and encodes 607 amino acids. Gene Ontology annotation, biological process: neuropeptide signaling pathway; regulation of hormone secretion. Gene Ontology annotation, molecular function: enzyme regulator activity. Gene Ontology annotation, cellular component: secretory granule.